Messenger RNA from Salmo salar (Atlantic salmon), 4441 nucleotides. NCBI's taxonomy places the organism in Eukaryota, Metazoa, Chordata, Actinopteri, Salmoniformes, Salmonidae. The record is from RefSeq and is a predicted model, not a curated record.
ACGCUCUAUUCACUAGACUACCUGCCGCCCCAGAAUGAGUUUAGCCAAACAUUUUUAUAACUAACCCUAUAUGUGGUUUAGCUAGCCAACGUCGCCAUGAAAUCGCUUACAAGUGUGAUAAAGGAUUUCUAUCGGAUAAGCAGUUUCUGCCUAUCUUCAUACUGUACUGUCUUUCUUAUCUCGUUUGUGCCGCGCGCAUGCUCAGAUGGUGGCCUUGGAGAUGUCUAGAAGAUUUAGCAUUAGCCAUAAUAUAAAUAACAAAGCACACCACAGCAAAGAGGAGGACCAUGUUAGAUCUCUACCCUCCAUGGCCGCACAAACUGAAAAUGGGUUUUUACAUCUGAAACAGUACCUCAAAGAGAUGUCCUCCAUGAGACAAGCUUUGAACACAGGCCGUCCCUUGGUAAUUUGCUUGAGGGACCAGGAUAGACUUCCACCCCUACCAAAGAAAACCUCACCCAGAUCUACUAAUGACAAGAUUGCUGCAGAUAUAGAAUGCACCAUGUCAAUAAAGCAGCAUGCUCCAGCAGAAGAGGAAAUAUUAAGAAGGAUAAAAUUCAGGAGGGACGAGCACAUAAUAGAGAAGCUUCAGUGGAUCUACAAGAUACUUUGUGGCUUAACCAACAUGAGGAAUAGAGACGUGAAAACACUGUUGCCUCUUACAAGUGGGUAUGUGAACAUCAUCAUGAAAGACACAGAUAAAACCAAUGUUCUUUUGAAGAACUCUCAGAGGUGUCUGAUUCCAUUUGCACCUGAGGACAUGAACAUCAACCCAGACUUGUGGGAGUCAUUCAUCAAUCACCAAGACCAAGAGCCAAAAUCACCCUCCGCUAAGUUUGCUGGUUGUAAGCCUGUCCAGUUAGGACUCAGAAGGAAGGCAGGUCUAAAGGAGGUAGAGAAUGAAACUGGGGACCUACCUCCCUGGCUGAACCUGCUCUUGGAUGAGAACACCACAUAUGAGAAGGAUCCUCAGAAACCAAAGAACAGACAUGAUAUGCUGGAACGUGUCAGAACAAAGUUCAUCGAAAUCCAGAGAUCUAUGAACAAUCAGAUGGAGACAGACAUGUUUGAGAAGAAAAUACACAGAGAGGAGAGAAUGAGGACUCUCCUGGAUGCAUUGAUGGCCUCAAGGAAGGAGACAAGUCUACCUAUGCUUCUCUCCUCCCUAAAACAUGAGCUCAGGGAACCAAAAUCUGCGCUUUUAUUUUGGUACGAAAUCCUGAAGAGCGAUGUCUCAGAACUGUCCGAUAACAGGGACUUUGAGUACAGGACCAUCCUGCAGAAGAUCGGCCAAUUCCACAACUUAUCUCACAAGAAGUUGCCCUACUUAAAGGAGAAAUUUUGUCUCCUUGUUCUCUCUCUGCCAUCGAAUCAGCUUCUGCAACCAGCCAUGCAAGAUGCUCUGAUGUUCCUCACUGAGAACGUCUUCCAGCUCCUACCCCAACAACUCAAGCACUGGUAUCAGUAUCUCAAACUGCCCUUUUAUGACGCCUCCUGACUCUUAAACUCAAGUCAUCCUCAGGGGGCUGCCAGCCAAUGGUUGUUAUUUUAGUUUAAAUUAUAUUAAAUGUAAUUUGUUUCAGAAAUAUGGACACAUCAGUCUUGUGUAAUUGUUGUACUUAGUCAGGCAAGGAACCGCUCUGAACACUUGUCAGUUUUAAGAGACUUUCUUUAGUUUCACAAUUUAAAAUAUUCAAGACAAAUUUACAUUCCUUUGAGAUAUAUUAGCAUUUUGCCUCUACAGCGUUUAUAUACAAUAUCUGCAUUGAAAUGCAUAGUGGUAUGAAUAUAAAGACAAUCUACAUUACAUUUUAACAAAAUAUUAAGACUAUACCAGCAUAGUCGAAAUCAAAUAUCACCUUCCAUAUAGUUCCAGGAUAAAAACAAAACUUAUUUGAAAAAUAAUACUGACAUUACAACACAUUUCAAAGAACUGGAUGGUAUCCAAAGGAAACAACCCUAUCCAUUUAUCCUAAGUGAGCUGAAAACCUAUAGGCUAUAGUGUAGAGACAUUGCUGCUUAAUUCAAGUUUGAAAGAAAUAAAUGGACCAAAGGAAUGCACAAAAAAAAAAAAACGGUUUGCAAUGUAAAUAAUAUGCUGUUAUUCCUUCUAUAAUGAGUCUGGUUCAUUGAACAAAAUAAUCAAGCUGUUCUAAGUACACGAAGAAUUAUCAUAAUUCUCAACAGCUACUGAUAUCUAUCUAGAACACAGGAUAAGAAAAUGUUUAGUGCUUGGAUUUAUCUAAAGUUAACAUUUAACAACAACGCUUAAAAAUAAUGUCAUACAGCUAAUAGGAGAGGACAAGUCCAGCAUAUCCUCAUAAAGCAAGUACAGGCUACAUUACAAAAAGUUAUUAAAACAAAUGACUGAUUUGAUGACAGAAUAUGCAUCUCACACAUUUGUAACAUACAGCAUUCUCCAACAAAAUAUGCUUCCCAAUUGCUGAAAGCAUCAAUAUCUUUUGUCAAAGAAGUAAUACAUGUCAUGAACAGCAUCUAAGAAUUCACAGAUGUUUUUAACAGUGACAAUAAUUCUUGAUAUCGUCACCCAUACCUGUAGGCCUAUGUUUUUGAGGCAACAUUUCUAAGCAUCUCCCAUAUACUGUAGGUGCAUGUUGACAGAAGUGGUUUCACCAUUAAGAUGAGUGGAGUAAUUUAGUGUUAGUCAGUAUUGGUAUUCUUAGUAGAGAUAGUACCUGUAGUACGGCAAUUUGAAAGAAUGCAAUAGUGGUUCUCAUUUGUGAAGAACAUUUAUGAGUUGGGAAUCUGAGAGGAUUCCUAAAGUCAGGUUCUGAAUAUGAGGUGGAUAGACACACUAUUCAAAUCUGUAAUGAUGAAAGUGACUGUUGCACUCUUCAAGUACGACCUCCCAGACAUCUCAUCCAUCCGUGGGCUACCUGAAGGAGUGUCUGAAAUGUACACUCCUCCGCUUCAGCUUCUCUGGGUUGUGGGAGGCCAUGUGAGAAAACUCUCGGAAGAUGUCCAGGUAAGUAGUGUCUCCUGAAAAGGGAUAGCAAUGUAACAGAGCAUUAUCGUCAAGAAUUGCAAUUGAAUUGAACUGGUAAAUAACAGUAGGCCUGCCAUAAAAUAAAGUGGAAUUUGUGUGAAAAAACAUUAAAUCGAUUGUUCAAAACCUGAAAAAAAGAUUUUAAAAAUGAGACACUCGAUUCUAGAUAACACAUCAGCAGAGGAACAAACCCAUAGUCUAGUCAUCAUGACUCUAGGCUUCACCCAAUCUAUUACCAAAUUCUCAAGCUUUACUUUUCUGGUGACAAUGGCGACCGCCAGUCAAACUCCUUUCUACCCCAAGAAAUUCUCAGCUAGACUAAUUUAAAAAAGGAGGGAAGAAGAACAUUCCAGUCUAUGGCUGUGUGUAUCUAUGAUUAUUUGGUAAUUUAUGAUCAAUGGGCAAAUGCGCAGCACACCAAGUACAGGGGCCAAUUCACAGGCCUUUCAAAUAAACGGUUGAGAACCGAUUUAUCAAACAAAUUGAAAACAUUUUAUAAAGCGCUGAAACAAGUAUAAAAAAAAUAUAUAUAUAUAUAAAUGGGGCAAACUGGAUUGAUCAUAGAAAUAAUGUUUGAAUCCCUGAGUUGAAUGUAGGAGGACAGGUUUUCUAAUCUCUGAAAAUGUGUGGUAUGUUGUUAUAUCUUCACCCUAGACGUAAGUGGUUGACUCAUAAGUGCAUUGCCAGUUCAGGUUAAUGCAGUUAGUUGCAGUGACAGGGGGAGUGUUAAGUUGCAGUGACAGGGGGAGUGUUAAGUUGCAGUGACAGGGGGAGUGUUAAGUUGCAGUGACAGGGGGAGUGUUAAGUUGUAGUGACAGGGGGAGUGUUAAGUUGCAGUGACAGGGGGAGUGUUAAGUUGUAGUGACAGGGAGAGUGUUAAGUUGUAGUGACGGGGAGUGUUAAGUUGUAGUGACAGGGAGAGUGUUAAGUUGUAGUGACAGGGGGAGUGUUAAGUUGCAGUGACAGGGGGAGUGUUAAGUUGUAGUGACAGGGGGAGUGUUAAGUUGUAGUGACAGGGGGAGUGUUAAGUUGUAGUGACAGGGAGAGUGUUAAGUUGCAGUGACAGGGGGAGUGUUAAGUUGCAGUGACAGGGGGAGUGUUAAGUUGUAGUGACAGGGAGAGUGUUAAGUUGUAGUGACAGAGGGAGUGUUAAAACAGUGCUAUAGAAAGAACAGAAGAAAUGAAGCAAUAAGCAGCGGGAGAAGUUAGGUGUUGAAUGAGUCACAUCUUCCAUUUAUUUUCAGUAUUUUCUCAUUUUAGCAGACAUUAGCAAAAGGAAAUUAACAUAAAGGUAGCAGUAGUGUAAGGUAAAGAUACUCAGAGACAUGUUCUCUAACAAUAUACAAACAACAUGUACAGAGGUAAUUAGUAAAAAAAAAAAAAAAGAAAGACAAUACAGGAAAGUUCAAAUUUACAUGUUUCAAGCAAGCAGUU